AUGGCGUACAACAACCCCGACUUCUUCGUUGAGACUGACGAGCCCCAAUUCCCCCGCCUUCACUCGAAAGAGCACAUCAGGAUGUUGGCACGUAAUAGGCAAGCAAUGAUUGGCGAAGAGCUGUCGCGCCUCGCAAGCGAAGAGUAUCUCGAGGAUAUUAUGCAGCACCUGUGCUACAUGGAGGAUGAGACAAUUCCCGAUGUAAACUUGAUUGACAUGCAACGGGAAAUCCAGUGGUUCAUGAGACCCUUCCUAAUUGACUUCCUCAUUGAAGCUCAUGCCGCCUUCCAAUUACAGCCCGAGACUCUCUUUCUUACUGUUAACCUGUUAGACCGCUACUGCUCAAAGCGUGUUGUCUACAAGCAGCACUAUCAACUUGUUGGAUGCGCUGCCUUGUUGAUCGCCGCCAAGUACGGUGACAAGAAGGACCGUGUUCCCCAAAUCAAUGAGCUCAAUAACAUGUGCUGCGGACUCUAUGACUCAGGCAUGUUCACUCAAAUGGAAAUGCACGUCCUCAACACACUGGAGUGGAUUAUCGGUCACCCCACUGUCGAUUUCUUCAGCCAGUUGAUUGUUGCUGAGGACGGUGAUGAUCGUGAGGUGGAGCAUAUGGCUGCCUACAUCUGCGAGAUUGCCCUGUACCACCGAGAUUUCGUUUCGAUCAAGCCUUCGAUCAUGGCUAGAUCUUCAUUGGCGCUUGCCCGCGCUAUCUUGCAGCGACCCGAAGUCAACGAUGGAGAAUGGGAUCAAACUUCGUCGGGGACCUUGCGAACACUGUUACAGCACUUGGGUCAGCCAUCGGCAACAUUGACGCGAAAAUAUUCCGCGCCUAACAUGUCGAGAGCUGCCAUCACCCUCGCCGAGUUCCUCGCACACCAGGCCGCUAUUUCUCGCCGGGCAGAACCUCCAACACCCCCGGCCGAGCAAGCCCUGGUUUCCAAGUCGGGCAACAUUUACAGCACACCUCAAAAAGGCCACGGAGCAGUCAUGGGUGUUGCGGAUGGCUACAUGACGCCACCCAUCACUCCUGAUGGCAUCCAGUUUGGCACUGUGGAUCCCAUGAACAAGUAUGUCCCACCGAGGUGCCCAGUCACCCCAACCCCUCAGGUUACUCAAGCUGCUGCAUAUGCGCCUCAACAACAGCAACCGCAACACCUUUUGCAUCCAGACACUGCCUACUCUCACUACGAGUUCAGCAGCCACAUGAUGGCUCAUUAG
Molecule: messenger RNA, 1218 nt
Organism: Truncatella angustata
Lineage: Eukaryota; Fungi; Ascomycota; Sordariomycetes; Amphisphaeriales; Sporocadaceae
Product: cyclin-like protein
Exons: 2
Coding region: 1-1218 (405 amino acids)
Biological process (GO): regulation of cyclin-dependent protein serine/threonine kinase activity; mitotic cell cycle phase transition
Cellular component (GO): cyclin-dependent protein kinase holoenzyme complex; nucleus; centrosome
Molecular function (GO): cyclin-dependent protein serine/threonine kinase regulator activity
Source: RefSeq, a predicted model, not a curated record